AAUUAUCAUAUACAAGUGUUACUUUCAGAGUUAAUCAAUACCAUUCUCCUAAAGAGCGAUAAAACGAGUGUCAUCAUUGCAUUUCUAAAUUAAUGUCUUCGUCGUUGAUGAAGGAUUUUCUCCGCACCACCGGUGGUACGGCAGUCAUCGACGGCGGACUUGCGACGGAGCUGGAGCGUAAGGGCGCCGACCUCAACGAUCCUCUUUGGAGCGCCAAAUGCCUCCUUUCCUCCCCUCACCUCAUUCGCGAGGUGCACCUUGAUUACCUUGAAAAUGGUGCAGAUAUUAUAAUCACAGCAUCUUAUCAGGCCACUAUUCAAGGCUUUAAAGCAAAAGGCCUUUCUGACAAAGAAAGUGAAGACUUGAUCAGAAGAAGUGUUGAAAUUGCUCGGGAGGCUAGAGAUGUGUACUAUGAAAGAUGUGCUGCAUGCUCUUCGGGUAUCGAUGCUGAUGGUAGAAUCUUCAAGAAACGCCCUAUUCUAAUCGCAGGUUCAGUGGGGAGCUAUGGAGCUUAUUUGGCUGAUGGGUCAGAGUACAGUGGGGAUUAUGGUGAUUAUAGUAGACCUAGUAGGCUGUCAUACAAUGUUAUCACUUGCCAGGAUAAGGGAAAGGAAAAAUCAACUGCUGGUGAUAUUUCCACUAUAUAUUAUUAUUCAUUGACCAAGCAGGCUUAUUCAGAGCUUCUAAAAGAAGAGGACAUAAGUAUUCCAGCAUGGUUUUGUUUUAACUCCAAGGAUGGAAUUAAUGUUGUUAGUGGUGAUUCUUUGGAGGAGUGCAUUUCUAUUGCUGAAUCAUGCAGCAAGGUUGUUGCUGUUGGGAUCAACUGUACCCCGCCCAGAUUUAUACAUGACCUGAUAGUAUAUGUUAAGCAGGUGACUACAAAACCAAUUGUUAUAUAUCCAAACAGCGGGGAAACUUACGAUGGUAUCCAAAAGAAGUGGGUGAAAAAUACAGGGGUUACAGAUGAAGAUUUUGUCACAUAUGUGAACAACUGGAUUGAGUCAGGGGCUUCCCUUGUGGGUGGUUGUUGUAGAACAACCCCGGCUACUAUCAAAGGGAUAUACACCACACUCUCAGUUAGUCGAUCAGUGAAUCUUGCAGAGGACUCUGAAGCAUCUGAUCAGAAAAUCUUGCAAGAGAAUGUCCGCUGAGGAGGCCAAUGUGCAAACCAAUCUGAUUUUCAUGUCAACAGUUAGUGAAAUGGGAAAAUGAGACACCACAUAUGGCUUGGUUAAUUUGAGAUUCCAUCAUGGUCAUGAAGUUUGGAUCAUAUACUUUUUUAGGAGGUAGCAACCCAACAGUGGCUGUUUCUCAAGAUUUUGUUAGAUAAUGGAUUUUUUAAAUUUCUUUCUAUAAAUACUAUGAUUUUGUCAAAUGGAAAAAUGGUUAGUAAUUAACAUGAGGUGCAAGUAGGUUGGAGAAUUAUGUACUGAUUAUACUAUUUUGAGAACUAUCUCCCAAUGAAGUUAAAAAUGGUUGCCUA
Molecule: messenger RNA, 1483 nt
Organism: Arachis ipaensis
Lineage: Eukaryota; Viridiplantae; Streptophyta; Magnoliopsida; Fabales; Fabaceae
Source: RefSeq, a predicted model, not a curated record